Messenger RNA from Telopea speciosissima, 4095 nucleotides. RefSeq lists its product as uncharacterized. The coding region runs from base 1 to 4095 and encodes 1364 amino acids. The record is from RefSeq and is a predicted model, not a curated record. NCBI's taxonomy places the organism in Eukaryota, Viridiplantae, Streptophyta, Magnoliopsida, Proteales, Proteaceae. The transcript is spliced from 9 exons. Gene Ontology annotation, molecular function: RNA-DNA hybrid ribonuclease activity; nucleic acid binding.
AUGGAUGGUACCCCACUUCCGCUAACCCCACUACCCCCGGUGUUUAUUGAUCCGGGAGGAACCUCCGUUGAGUCUGAUGGAUCUGAGGAAGAGGAUACUUUCACCAUUGACGAUGAGUUGGAAGAUAAGAUUGCAUACAAUGAAUCGCUCACGUUGGCAGGUUACGUCUUCCCUGGGAGGCGGUAUAGGAAGCAGGCGGUGACAGAGGCUCUUAUCAAUGUGUGGAAUACUUCUUCUCCGGUUCAAGUCUCCUCCUUCGUACUGAUACGUACAUAUUCAAAUUCGGAUAUGGGGCUGCACCCAUGGAUGCUGGAGAUUUUCGGCACCACGGGGGGCAAUGAAGUUCCUUGGAUGGAACUGUCAAGGGCUGGGGAGACCCUCGACAGUCCGUUCUUUGUUUCAUCUCCUCAAGAUGGAAAGCCCAGAGGCCUCGCUUUAUUGUGGAAGAAAAAUGUGAAUCUCUCAACUCUUUCGACUGAUACAAAUUUUAUUGAUACGGAGGUUGGUAUGAAGGAUAUUCCUUCGUUUUAUGUUACCUGUGUGUAUGGGGACCCAGUCAAGCACAAACGGAAGAAUGUGUGGGAUCGUAUUGCUGCUCUUAAUCAUCAGGGUAGCAAAUGGGUUUGCUUUGGGGAUUUUAAUUCCUAUCUUGCUUGGCAUGAGAAGGAGGGAGGUUCUAAGAGUUCGGCGCAUAAUGGUGAGCUUUUCAACGAUUUCCUUCAGGCUUGUGGUUUUAUGGAUAUGGGUGUCAAUGGUCCCCGUUUUACUUGGAACAAUAAAAGGCAGGGUGCAGCAAAUAUUCGGAUCAGGCUUGACCGCUCUCUUUGUAAUUCGGCUUGGAGGCAAGCUUUUGAAAAUGCCUCGGUCCUUAUAAAACCUACAAUUAGUUCAGACCAUUGCUCUAUUAUGGUGGAUACUGAAGGUGGUAGGGUGCGAGGAAGAAGGCCUUUUCGCUUUGAGUCCAUGUGGACUUUUCAUGCGGAUUUUCGUAAUGUGGCUAGUAAAGCUUGGUCUAUUCCAACCACAGGUCCGGUCGUGAAACAGUUGGAGCAGGUGCAAGACCUUCCGCAUUCUAUAUAUUCUCAGGAGAAGGAAUCUGAGUUGAGGAGCCUUUUAGAAGCCGAGUUAAAGAAGGAGGAAGAGCUGUGGCGCCAGAAGUCCAAGUCCCUGUACUAUUCUGAACCUAUAAAUAAUAAUGCUUUGGAUUUGGUCUUGGGUGCGGUUCAACCAAUUGUUAGUGAGGACCUCAAUAAUAUUUUGUGCUCUGUUCCGCAAAUGAAAGAAAUUAGGGAUGCACUUUUCAAAAUGGCUCCUCUUAAGUCUCCUUGCCCUGAUGGUCUCUCUCCAGUCUUUUAUCAGAAAUACUGGGAUUUAGUGAAAGAUGAUUUGCUUGCUCUUGUUGUGGAGUUUUCCACCACUGGGGUGAUUCCGAGGGAGUUGAAUAAGACUUUUAUUUAUCUUAUUCCAAAGAUUAUUUCUCCUGCUCAGUCAGCCUUCAUCCCAGACAGACUUAUUUCUGACAACAUUCUGGUUGCCCACGAGUUAUUCCACUAUAUCAAGAAGCAGAAGAAAGGUAAAGGGAAGUUUCUAGCUUUAAAACUUGAUAUGCGCAAGGGAGCGAUCUCCCCUUCUAGGGGGAUAAGGCAAGGGGACCUGAUCUCUCCAGCUAUCUUCAUUCUCUGUUCUCAGGCCCUGACUGCUGUAAUUGAUCAGGCCAAGAGUGCUGGUUUGCUCAAGGGGGUGAGAGUGCAUAACAGAGGUGAUCUUAUUACUCACCUCCUCUUUGCUGAUGACUGCCUUCUUUUUGCUAAGGUUGAUUUGCAGGAAAUUAAUUACUUGAAGGAAUGCUUGGAUUUGUAUUGUAAAGCUACUGGGCAGGCUAUUAAUUUGCAAAAAUCCAGCCUUACUUUCAACCCCAAUACACACGAUAGAAUUAAAAGGUGGUUUUCUAGGAUUUUGAAGGUCAAGCAUGGAGAUGGGCCGACUACAUAUUUGGGGCUGCCGACUCAUUUUGGGGUGUCCAAAAAAGAUGUGUUUAAUGAUAUUAAGGAAAAGACUUUGAGUAAACUGCAAGGGUGGAAGGAGAAGCUCCUUUCUCAUGCAGGAAAGGAGCUGUUACUGAAGGCGGCGGUUGUCCCUAUGGCAAAUUAUGCUAGUUCCCAUUUCAAACUCCUAGUUUCUUUCCAUGACUCGAUCAGAAAGGCCUCUUCUAGGUUCUUUUGGGGAGGUGAGGAGGAGACUCAGAAGAUACACUGGAUGUCUUGGCAGCGUCUAUGUAGACCAAAGUCUAGAGGAGGGCUGGGACUCAAGGACUCAAAAAUUCAGAAUAAAGCUUUGCUUGCAAAAGCAAAAGUGGGAAACCGCCCAUCUUGGGGGUGGAGGAGUAUUCUUGUGGGCCGUGAGGUGCUUUUGGAAGGUUUAGUGUGGAAAAUUGGAGAUGGUUCGAGUAUUAAUAUUUGGGAGGAUAGAUGGAUCCCAUCCCUUCCAAAUUUCAAACUGCAGUCUUCUAAGCCCAGUGAUUGUUCCCUUUCUGUUGUUGGAGAUCUUAUUGAACCAAUUUCUCAAACUUGGAGGUCAGAUUUACUCAAUUUGAUAUUGCAACCAGCUGAAGUGAAGGCCAUUUCUCAAAUUCCUCUCUCUUUGUUUGUUGGUGAGGAUAAGCAAUGUUGGGCAACUUCUAAGAAUGGGUAUUUUUCUGUUAAAUUGGCUUACUGCAUGUUGGCUAGGAAGGAGGAGGAAGCUAGUUGGGCAAAGGCUUCUUCUUCUAGGUCUCGGUCUUGGGAGCAUAUUGAUGAUUCAGUUUGGAACAGGAUCUGGUCUAUCCAUACUAUGCCAAAAGUUAGGAGUUUUCUUUGGAGAGCGACUAAUGAAGCUUUGGCCACGGGUUUUAGUCUUCAUGCCAGACAGGUUCGAGCCGAUCCAAGCUGUGGGAGGUGUGGUGCCCCUAGUGAAUCAGGUGAUCAUAUUCUGUUCGACUCCCCAUUUGCUAGAUCUGUGUGGUUUGGAUCUCCUCUUCAGUUCUCCCCCCCUAGUGUUGAUCUAAGACUGGUUGAUUGGUUAAAAGGGUGGGAAACCUGGUUUCGGCAGGACAAGAAGGUGGCCCACGAUUCCCUGUCCAAGGCGUCCUUCAUCUAUUGGUACUUGUGGCGAGCCCGUAAUGACUUAAUUUUUAGUGGGAAGGAGCGGACACCUUUGGAAGUUAUCCAAGCAGCGAAUAAGGCUUUUUUGGAGUUCUCCUCUGCUAACCCAGUGCUCAGUAGCAGUCCUUUUAGUGGUUCGGUUGGCCUCUCUCGCCUUGGCACUUGGGUCCCCCCUCCGGUGGGAGUCAUUAAGGCAAAUAGCGAUGCUGCUCUGCCUGCUGAUAAGUCUAAAGGAGGGGUUGGCGUGGUGUUCAGAGAUCAUUCGGGCUCCCCUUGCUUGGCUCGCUCCAUCCCUUCUAGUUUUGGCUGCAGUAUUCAGGGUGAACUUCUGGCUAUCCGAUAUGCCUUGACUUCAGCAUUAGAGUUGGGAAUUGAUGAUCUUAUGGUCGAGACAGACAAUAUGGAUGCGUUUCUCAUGGUUGAAGGAAAGAAGAUCCCUUCGUGGGAGGUGGCUGACUUAGUUGUUGAAGUGGAGCGGCUAGUCCCAUCCUUUUCCUCAGUUGUUUUUUCUUGUGUUCCUAGGGCUCUGAAUAUGGUUGCAGAUGCCCUAGCCAGGAAGGCCCUGUCACUUGUGUGUGCGACAGAUUGGCCAUACUCCAUUCAAUGGCUUCAUGAGCUGUGGAUGGAUAACCAAAGUAUUGAAGACCAGCUCCUGCCAGCUUAUAUUCCCAAUAAUCUUUGCGCUACUGUAGCGGACAUCAUAGAAGAUGGGAAUUGGGCGCUCCCUCAGGUGGAGGAUCGGGUUCUUCAAGGAGUUUUCAAUAAAAUUCUUUACUCGAAUAUUAUGCCAUUAGGAAGGGAGGAUGCUAGAUUUUGGGCAAACACAAAAUCGAGGACUUUCACGGUGAGCUCAGCUUGGGAAGCGUUGAGGCAAAAAUCAACAAAGUCGAGUGGACUUGGGCAGUCUGGCCUAAGCAACUUCACCCUCGUAAUUCCUUAUUUGGCUGGAGAUUAA